AUGGAUGAUCAAGCAACAAAUAGAAUGAAUUCUGAUUUGAAUUUAAAUUUGAAUUUAAAUUUGAAUUUGAAUUUGGGACCUCCAUCUCCUCAUCGAGAGAACAAUCCAGCAUCACAUUCAUGGUUUUUGAAUUCGGAGGAUUGGAUUGGCAUUCGAAAUAAUCGUUCAAGCAUGGGAACCAGAACCAGACGAAGAAGUAAUUUGCAAUCCUUCCAGAUACAACAAGUUCCUGUUUCUGUUCCUGUUCCUGUUCCAUUAGAUACUUCAACAGGGGAAAAGGAAAAGAAGGAUGAUAAAAAACCCAAUGAAGGAUCUUUUUUCGACUGUAAUAUAUGUUUCAACAUAUCUAGGAAUCCUGUUGUCACUUGUUGUGGUCAUUUAUUUUGCUGGACGUGUAUUUACCAAUGGCUUGGCCUUCAUUCGAAUGCGCAAGAGUGUCCGGUUUGUAAAGGGGAGGUGACAGUCAAUACUGUGACCCCCAUUUACGGCAAUGGCCAUGGCCAUGGAAUCGCUGCUGCUGGCAAUGAGCUUGACGAUGAUCUGACUCUCAGGAUACCGGCUAGACCACAAGCCCGUAGGGUGGAAAGCUUUAGGCAAACCGUCCAGAGAAACUCGUUUGCUUUUCCUGUGGCGGAUGAAAGGAUUUAUUUUGAAAAUACAUAUGACUGGAUUCCAGAGGAUGAUACUAAUGAUAAUCUGCUGGAUAGUAUUCUGGCCUCGAGAAGAAUGAGGAGGCCGAGCCAAACCUUUCAACAAGUGGACGAACAUGUAGACAUAAGCACUACUGACAGUCGAUGGCCCUUAUUGCUGAGAAGACAGCAGGCUCAGAGAAUGGUCGCCAUGGCACAAGCCACAAUGAAUCGGCGACAACAUCAUGAAGAUGGAGAUUCGGUAUCGAGCAUAGUUGCAGUUAUACAGUCAGGGAGCCAGAGCCAGAUUACAGGGGAGAUUGAUUCUACAUCUUCUUCAAGGAGAAGGGGGGGAGGAGAGGCUUCUCCUAGGGUUUCAGAUAUGGACAGUGGAGAUUCCAGGCCUCCAUCCAGGAGGAGGUUAACAAACUGA
Messenger RNA from Impatiens glandulifera, 1062 nucleotides. RefSeq lists its product as uncharacterized. Gene Ontology annotation, cellular component: endoplasmic reticulum. The transcript has a single exon. Gene Ontology annotation, biological process: ubiquitin-dependent protein catabolic process. The record is from RefSeq and is a predicted model, not a curated record. Gene Ontology annotation, molecular function: ubiquitin-like protein conjugating enzyme binding; ubiquitin protein ligase activity. Bases 1 to 1062 code for a protein of 353 amino acids. Lineage: Eukaryota; Viridiplantae; Streptophyta; Magnoliopsida; Ericales; Balsaminaceae.